AUAUAACCGGCUCCAUUCUUCAACAGCUUAACAACCUUGUUAACCCUUGUUUUGUUCUCUCCGAGGAGCCCAAGCAGAGAUGAAGAAAGGGGAAAUCCAGGGAGAGAAGAUGAAGAACUGUGAGCUGUGCGAAGGCGCCGCCAGAAUAUACUGUGAGUCCGACCAGGCGAUCUGUGUUGGGACUGUGACCGAAAAGUGCAUGGCGCGAACUUUCUGGUGGCAAAGCACACGAGGAGUCUUCUCUGCCACUCCUGUCAAAGUUGCUGAAUUUGUGUAUGAGAUUUCUUUGGUUUAUGGCCCCGAAGAUAACGUGGCUGAAUACUAUCAGCAGCAGGUAGAAGUGCUUGAGGGUUUUAAUGAAAUGGAUGCCUUAACUGAUCGUGGUUUUGUUCCUGGAAUGUCAAAGGAAGAGCAGGAGAAGUUGGCCAAAAGUGAAACAUUUGCCAUUAGAAUUUCCAAUAUUGCAAACAUGGUUCUUUUUGCUGCUAAAGUUUAUGCAUCCAUCAGAAGUGGCUCAUUGGCCAUUAUUGCAUCCACAUUAGACUCUCUUCUUGAUCUUCUCUCAGGCUUCAUCCUGUGGUUUACUGCAUUCUCCAUGCAAACACCAAAUCCAUAUCAGUAUCCUAUUGGAAAGAAAAGAAUGCAGCCAUUGGGCAUCCUUGUUUUUGCUUCCGUCAUGGCAACUCUUGGACUGCAGAUAAUUUUGGAGUCAAUACAGAUGUUGAUAUCUGAUGAUAAUGAAUUCAACCUGACUAAAGAGCAAGAGAGAUGGGUUGUUGGUAUAAUGCUUUCAGUGACAGUGGUGAAAUUCCUCUUGAUGCUUUAUUGUCGCACGUUUACUAAUGAGAUUGUCAAGGCUUAUGCCCAGGAUCACUUUUUUGAUGUUAUCACCAAUCUCAUUGGCCUCAUCGCUGCAUUGCUUGCUAAUUACAUUGAUGAUUGGAUGGACCCUGUUGGAGCUAUCAUUCUCGCCUUGUACACCAUCCGCACAUGGUCAAUGACGGUGUUGGAAAAUGUGAACUCACUGGUUGGAAGAUCUGCUACACCAGAAUAUCUUCAGAAACUCACCUACCUGUGCUGGAACCACCACAGGGCCAUAAGACAUAUUGAUACAGUCCGUGCUUACACCUUCGGGUCUCACUACUUUGUGGAGGUUGACAUAGUACUUCCAGCAACGAUGCCCUUGCAGGAGGCCCAUGACAUUGGUGAAGCCCUGCAGGAGAAGCUUGAGCAGCUGCCUGAGAUCGAGCGUGCCUUUGUUCACCUAGAUUAUGAAUUCACUCACAAACCUGAACAUGGACAAUCACACUCUUAGGAAGCAUCAAACACCAUCCACCAACAAAUCCUACUCCACUUUGUCUUCCUCAACUCAAGCCAUGUAGAGAAAAUUUAGUUGAAAGUCAUAUUAAAUUUUUAUUUUUAUUUUUUGGGCAUAUUAAAUUGUUUAUGCAAAUGUCAUAUUCUAAGUGUAUAUUUGGUUUGAGAAAAAAUGGAAGAAAUAAGAGGAUGAAUUUGUA
Messenger RNA from Rubroshorea leprosula, 1517 nucleotides. The record is from the annotation of a GenBank genome assembly. Lineage: Eukaryota; Viridiplantae; Streptophyta; Magnoliopsida; Malvales; Dipterocarpaceae.